AAUUCUGAACCAAAACACUACAUCACACCUUUGAAAAAACAAGAUUUUUGGAGCUUCACUUUCCUCUAAUUUUCCUUGACCCGUUAAUUCCCUACUGGAGUGCCUCAGGAAAGAGUUAUUCAAGGCCAAUAAACAUCUACGAUAGGCGAUUAUCCCUGGAAUCCCCCUGGAAGGACUUGAGCAACUGUCAUAACCUCGAAGAAUGGCGGCCAAGGGUAAACGUCCCGCGAAAAAGGCCGGGGCAAAUGGUUACAAGCUCCCGGAGUCGAUCGCCCCAGGUGAAGUGCUCACAGACCUGAGUAAGAACCAAUGGAUCCUGGGGGAGUCGAUAGGCGUGGGAGGCUUCGGGGAGAUCUACUCAGCAGCUGCUCACAGUGGAAAGACCCCGAAAGAGUACCCCCUUGUCGUCAAGAUCGAGCCACAUGGGAAUGGGCCCCUCUUCGUGGAGAUGCACUUCUACAUGAGGAAUGCUAAGUCUGAUAAUAUCGAGGCCUGGAGGAAGAAGAGGAAGCUGGGGAGCCUGGGAAUGCCCAAGUUCAUUGCCAAUGGGAGUCAUGAGUACAAGGGGACCAAAUACAGAUUCGUCGUGAUGGAGAGAUACGGCACAGACCUCUGGAAGCUCUUCCUCGAGAACAACCGUCGCUUCCCCGAGCCCACGGUUUACAAACUCGCAAUUCAGAUAAUCGACGUCCUCGAGUACAUCCACAGUAGAACGUAUGUGCACGCAGACAUCAAGGGGGCGAACCUCCUCCUCGAUCUGAAGACUGGGAGCCAGGUGUACCUCGUCGACUUCGGUCUAGCCUCCCACUACACCACGAAAUCCGACUACAAACUGGACCCGAAGAAGGCGCACAAUGGCACCAUCGAGUACACCAGCAGAGACGCCCACAUGGGGGUGCCCACGAUGAGGGGGGACUUCGAGAUCCUGGGGUACAACAUCAUCCAGUGGAUCUGCGGGAGCCUCCCCUGGGAGAAGAACCUGAAGGAAGUGACUGGGGUCCAGAGGAUGAAGGAGAAGGCUUUUGGGGAUGUUGGGGCAUUCCUGAAGGAGUGUUUCGGCGCUGGGAAGUGUCCUGGACCUGUCAAAGAGUUCAUGGGGUUGUUAUCAGAGAUGAAGUUCACGGAUACCCCCAAUUACGCUGAAUUCAGACUUAUUUUCGUCGAGGGGUUGAAGAAACUUGGCCACAAGCCGGAGGGGAAACUCGAGUUUGGGGGAAAGGCUGGGGCUGUUUCGUCGGUUAAAGUUAAGACUGAGACACCUAAGAGGGUUAAGAAGGUCAGUGGGGACACACCCAGGAGGAAGAGUCCUCGGGUGAAGCCUUCGAGGAGUCCCAGCCCUCCUAGGUCUCUGGAUGAAAGCUGUGUGGGAAUCGUUGUGGACAGCAGACGUGAGAAGCUGAAGGACAUGAAGAAGAUCCUGGAGUCGAUUGAGGAUGAUUCUGAUACUGAGUAUGGGAUCACCAUUACGAAGAAGAGGAAGGUGAAGAAGGUCGAGGAGAAGGUGGAGGUGGAGAAGAAGACCAGCAGGAGGGGGAGGAAGAAGGUGGUUUAUGAUGAGGAUUCACAGUCCGAGCCUGAGGUGAUGCCAAAGGGGACCAAGUCACGACUAGCAACGAGAAAGGUAGUACGUAAGAAACCAGAAGAGGUUGACUCCGAUGCUGAUAUGUUCGAUGAUUAGUUGAAUCCAUUUUCUAUUGUAACUUAUACAUAAUUGCAUCGAGCUUAAUCAAAAUUUGUAGGAUAAAAAUUGUGAAAAGAUGACCUGCAACGAUCUGAAAUUGCCAAAACGUCGAAGAUCUAUCAUUCGAAAUGAAUGAACAAUUCACUAAUAAAGUGGUAAAAUGUAAAAACUUAAUUAAAAUUUUCAAUCUCAUCAAAUAUUAAAUUAUCUCGACAACGAGUGUUUUUACGAAGAGAUGUCAGACAUUUCCCCACUCGUUCCCACGAUAAAUGCAAAAAUAAUAGAACUCAUUUAUCACAUUCAUUUUACCACUGAAUUACUGAAACAAGACUUGAAAAUUGUUAUAAACUCUUAGUAAAUCCAGAGUGCAUUACCCAUUUAUUCCUUGAAACAACUGUUGAGCAGUAUUUACAAUAAUGAUGCGUUCCUAACAAUUUUGUAUUGAUAAAACCAAAAUAAAUCAUUAUCUU
Molecule: messenger RNA, 2151 nt
Organism: Diachasma alloeum
Lineage: Eukaryota; Metazoa; Arthropoda; Insecta; Hymenoptera; Braconidae
Product: serine/threonine-protein kinase VRK1
Exons: 3
Coding region: 203-1678 (491 amino acids)
Biological process (GO): peptidyl-serine phosphorylation; signal transduction
Cellular component (GO): cytoplasm; nucleus
Molecular function (GO): protein serine/threonine kinase activity; ATP binding
Source: RefSeq, a predicted model, not a curated record